UGCACUACAGAGCAGUUUUAUGUACACUGAAAAGGUAACAUGGGCCAGUUUUCUCUUGUCCUGCUCUUGCUUUCUGUCCAGUGGUCCUGUGCUCAGGAAGACCCUCUUCUGCCUUUCUCUGAACACCUGGACCCCGAGCACAAUGUGCGGCUGAAGUGGGGCUUUGAUGAGAUCCAGGGCACCAUCUUGUUCGAGCUCACUGUCAACACCAGCGGCUGGGUCGGUUUUGGCUUCAGCCCCAAAGGAGGAAUGACUGGAGCCGAUAUUGUCAUCGGAGGAGUUGGACCGAAAGGCAGUUACUUCACGGACCGUCAUGCUGGGGGGAAUUCAAUGCCAACGGUUGACCAGCAACAGAACUACAAACUCCUGUCUCUAACCGAGUCUGACGGGAAAACAGUCAUGAAGUUCCAGAGGUCCACUGAGUCUUGUGAUGAAAAUGAUUUACCCAUCACUAAUCUUCCCAUGAAGCUGAUCUAUGCGUACGGACAGAGCGAUGACAUCGUGUACCAUAGUAACCGAAGGGGAACGAAGGAGGUGAACCUGUUGAAGUACAUGCCUCGUGUCAACCCUCCAAACAGCAAGUAUUUCGACAUGACUAUGGUCAAUUUCACUGUACCAGACAAACAAACCUACUAUCACUGCAAGAUCAUGAAAGCCCCGACUUUUGAUCGCAAACAGCACAUUUAUCGCAUUGAGCCGUUUAUCACAAACUUCGACCUCGUGCAUCAUCUGCUGCUGUACCGCUGCCCGCCGAGUGUGACGGAGCCGUCUGAAGCAGAAUGUUACACAAAGUUGAAGGGUGAUUUGUGUAUGGAGACCACUGCAGUGUGGGGAGUUGGCGGAGGGGAUUUUGAACUCCCUGAGAUGGCAGGACUUCCAAUUGGAGGAAAUGUUGGUGAUGUUUUCUACAGGCUUGAAGUGCAUUACAACAACCCAAAUAAAAGUGCAGGUCGAGUUGAUAACUCAGGUCUGCGAUUCUACUACACAUCCGAACUCCGUCAGCAUGAUGCAGCAGUUUUAGGGACAGGGCUUGUAGUGGCCCCUGGGUACGCCAUCCCACCCAAAGCCAAAUCCUUCCUCACAUACGGCCUGUGUGACACUGCUUAUAUUCCACAGGUUCUGGAGACGCCACAUGAUCUUCAGGUGUUCUCUCUGAUGAUGCACACACACUUGGCUGGACGGAAGGUACGAGUCGGACACUUCAGAGGAGGAAAACAGAUCGAUUUCUUAGCUGUGGAUGAAAACUAUGAUUUCGAAUACCAGGAUGUGACAAACUUGGGCAAAACUAAGACAGUGAAAUUGGGUGACAAAUUGCUGGUGGAGUGCACUUAUAAUACUGAAAACCGCACCACACUCACAUGGGGGGGGCUCUCGACAUCAGAAGAGAUGUGUUUGGCCUUCCUCUUCUACUAUCCAGCUAUGAAUCUGAGCGGCUGUAUGAGCUUCCCUAAUGUAACUACUUUAAGAUCUGAGAUGGGAUCACCAAGUCUAAAUGCUUGGCGCAACAUGAUGAACAACAUGACUUGGAAUGACACAUCUAUCAAUCAAUACCAGCAAACACUGAAGAGAAUCGAUCAGCUUGUCAUAAUUGCUGAUUCAUUUACAAACAUAUCACGCAAAACAGGGACGAUUCCUGAUCUCAAAGUCAUCCCACCUGCACCCUGCAUGAGCGGUUGUGCCAUCAAAAGUCUUGCUUUGAUAUCGAUGCUCCUCUGUUUGGCAGUGCAUUGGACUUCUUCAUGAAAUGUUCAUGCAAAAUACUAAACCUGAUGCAACCUGUUGUUCUUUCAUUGUCUGUGAUUAAAAGACAACCAAUCUAGAUCAGAAGCUCCAGGCAGCUCCACCCUCAAUUACAACCAGAAGACAAUCCUACAAAAUUUACUUUUCACAUCAGGGAAUGUCAAAAGUGUGGUUUUCAGACCUAAAAAUAAUCAUAUUAAUAAAAUCUUAAAGGGUAAUGAAAAAUUCUAUAUUCAAUAUAAAUGUUUCUAAUAUAUCCUUUUCAGCGCAUGUUAAAUAAGCUAACACAAUAAAACUACACUGACAUACAUUUUAAUAAAUAAAUUACAUGCAUUCAUGUUGUUGACAUACAUUGAGAAUAUUUUUUCAAUGACAAAAUUUGUCAUUUUUAAAAAAAGUUUUAUAUGACAUUUUGCUGUUUGAUUAUUUGUUUCAUUAUUUUGUGUUUUGUAUUGAUUAAUUCAAACAUGCUUAAAAUGGCUUGGUUUUAACAUUUUCUAACAUGUUUUCAAUUUUUGAUUUGAAAUUCCUUGUGAUUUUUGUGGGGCAAAGUAGAAAACUGGGUAGGCUAUAACUGUUCUGAUAUUUAAAGGAAAAAUAAUAUUAAUUAAAAUAAUAAAAUUAUAUUUUAAAAAUAAA
Molecule: messenger RNA, 2379 nt
Organism: Megalobrama amblycephala (Wuchang bream)
Lineage: Eukaryota; Metazoa; Chordata; Actinopteri; Cypriniformes; Xenocyprididae
Product: DBH-like monooxygenase protein 2 homolog
Exons: 13
Coding region: 40-1743 (567 amino acids)
Biological process (GO): dopamine catabolic process; norepinephrine biosynthetic process; octopamine biosynthetic process
Cellular component (GO): secretory granule membrane
Molecular function (GO): dopamine beta-monooxygenase activity; copper ion binding
Source: RefSeq, a predicted model, not a curated record